Molecule: messenger RNA, 3637 nt
Organism: Gigantopelta aegis
Lineage: Eukaryota; Metazoa; Mollusca; Gastropoda; Neomphalida; Peltospiridae
Product: inactive polypeptide N-acetylgalactosaminyltransferase-like protein 5
Exons: 12
Coding region: 1649-3511 (620 amino acids)
Cellular component (GO): Golgi apparatus
Source: RefSeq, a predicted model, not a curated record
AAGCAAACGGUACGAGCCAUUCGCUCAAAGCCAUAAAUUAAUUUAACCUUUCUCUUUACAACUCAUCUACCUUCGCUGUUGCAGGAGGCAGGUGGGCAGAGUGGGACUCGGCUGCAGUGGACAUAGUCGUCGGGAAGUGCAAUCAAAACUGUGUGUUCAGGAAAAACAACCCCCAGGAGAUGUUACUCAGGGUCCAUGAACGAAGGGUACAAAAUCCUGUGAUGCCGUUCGCUUUUAUCUGCAACGCGAAAAAAUGUGCUUCGGUUUCCCGCGAUUUCGUUAACACAUUGCUGGAUUAGACUUCUGCACAUUUUUUAAAUUCACGUGCUGAUAAGGUGAAUAAUCAAUCUAUCAAAAACGAUCUGUGCCAAUAAGUCUUCUGCCUGGUGAAUAAUUGCAUCUGCGUAAAACUGCGUGUAAUAAUAAUAAUAAUACGUCUGUGUAUUUACCAUCGUGUAUAUUCAAUUUUGAAAAUUAUAAAGAUCAGCAACAAAACAAAAAGUCCACAAAACGUUUAGAGGUUUUUAUUUUAUGUGCUAACAUUUCACGAGUUGAGGGAGUAUUUCAAGAUUUGGCGUUGUGACGGGAGGUGGCAAGGGUCGUAGAACGGAGGCAGGCACGUUCCACUGGUGUCGAACACUUGUUAUCAUAGGCUGGUCACACAUCGCGUCGCGGAUAAUUACACAUCGAAGGUUACUCUCGCAAAUUGUUGUGUGCCUCCACAAACAACGCAAACAGUCAAAUAUUUUCCAUUCAUCACAAUGAACAGGAACUUCCAGUUAGUAAAGAACAAAUGAUUAAAAGUGUCGACAAAUUUCAUAAACUCUCAGAAAGGUUCUCGGCUAUAUCAGUAUUUAAGAAAUACUCCACUGGUAUAGGAACAUCUAAGUUAUGAUACUUUCAAAAGUAGAAUAUUGUUCAGACAAUCCAAAAGAAAACGGCGAGGAAAAAAGAAAUUUAAAGCGAAACUACUGUUCCAAAUAUGAAAUUUGACUGGGAAUUAGGAAAGAAAACUGUGAAGAGAAAACCACAAGUGUCAGUCUAAGAUCAUUUGAAUUGUAUAACUACGGUGCUCCUUGAUUAGAACAGAUUAAAUGGAAAAUAGAGUGAUGAAAUGUUUGACAACAUGACGCUAUAUUUACCUGGUUAACCGUUUACGUGCAUGACCUGUAAAACUGCCAUGCUUUUAAACGUGGGAGUAGAUUAAUAUUCACAAAAGAAGACAUUCCUGCUGAUUGAUUAAGGAACACUUAGUGAAAAUCUCAGUGACAAAAACAACAAAAAAACCCACCUUUUAUAUGAUACAUUCGACCUUACGGACAAUGGACUUCGAAUGCGCGUUAUAUUACUAUGAAUAGGUCUGCCUACGAAAUCUGUCACAUUUCUUUGAGUUUCAUGUUCUUGGGAUUUAUAAAAAAAUAAAAUUCCCUACGUAUAUGUAUUUGAACCAUCAGUUUCACGUGUGGGAGUUUAAACAGUCUGUCUAUAUUACUGGGGAAUUGAAACUGAUCAUUUUCCAUGCAGGUGUUCUAAGACCAUAUGUAUAAUAAACUUGAGUUCAAGUGCAGCAAUCCGAGGACACCUGACUGGCACCAUGUGGAUUAUUAGUGAACUGUGAAUAUCGGCUGUCAACCAAUAUCCAUCAAGCAUGGCAUUCAUAAUAAGAAAACUGCGGCCGAAGAGACUACUUCGUUACUCUGUUUUAUUGAUAGCGCCUAUAACAUGGUUGGCUGUUCUCGUUGUAGUUCCUCUACACUACGAUAUCAAUUCGCGUUCUGAAUUCGAAUCGCGCCAAAGAAAUGGAUCGUUGGUAAGAAAGAAUGGAAUCAAAAGUCGUGCUAAACUCAGUAUAAAAGCACCAGAUGAAGUAAAAGUUUCCAUGAUACAGUCUGUUGCUGGGAUAAACGGGAAUAUACGUAAUGAUCUAGUGGAACAGAAUCUGGAUAUAAUAUCAUCAUCCACAAGAGAACACAAAUCUGAGAAGAGACAGCGCUUACUAGCAAACAUGGGCCCAGGAGCCUGGGGUAUGCCAGUUAAAGUGGAUGAAAAAAAAUUGACGGCAGAGCAGCAACAACGACUACAACAAGGCUGGUCGUCUCACAACUUCAACCAGUACGUCUCCGACAUGAUCUCACUCCAUAGAACAGUGCCAGACUUCAGAUCAUCGGCGUGUCGUGCUAGAGUGUAUCCGUCCGACCUCCCCGCAGCGUCCGUCAUCAUUUGUUUUCACAACGAGGCUCUGUCUACAUUACUGCGGACAGUGCAUAGCGUUCUUGAUAGAACCCCUGACCACCUACUUCAACAAAUACUGUUAAUCGACGACUUUUCCGCUAACGAUGACUUGCAGGACUCCCUGGACACGUAUUUAGCGUCCUACAGCAAGGUAAAGCUGGUGAGAUCUAGUCACAGACUCGGGCUGGUACGUGCGCGUCUACUGGGCGUCUCCAUGACAACGGCUCCAAUUCUAGUCUUUCUUGAUUCACACUGCGAGUGUGCUGAAGGAUGGCUGGAGCCCCUUGUGAUGGAGAUCUACAAGAACUCCAGUAGUGUGUUGACGCCGAUCAUCGACAUCAUCGACAAGAACACCUUCCACAUCGUUGGCGCCGACAACAACCUCGGCGGCUUCAGUAUAGAAAGCAUGACGUUCGAGUGGAUCCGAGUUCCACGCCGAAUAGCCGCCAUGAGGAAGUCCGCAGCCGACCCUUUCAUAUCUCCCACGAUGGCCGGCGGUCUGUUUGCAAUUUCGAAGGAGUUCUUCUUUAGUAUUGGUAGUUACGAUCCAGGAUUUGAAGUCUGGGGUGGCGAAAAUUUGGAAAUCUCUCUCAGAAUAUGGAUGUGUGGCGGGCAGAUCAUGACUAGUCCCUGCUCCAGAGUCAGUCACGUGUUCAGAGACAAAUCGCCGUAUAUAAAUGCUGGUGCUGAAUUCAUAGGGAAGAACGCACAUCGGGUGGCUAAGCUGUGGCUGGAUGAAUACGAACCUUUCUUUUUCAAAAACUUUGGUUACUUUGGGGGCGACGUGUCAGAACGACUAAAGCUAAAAGAAACCUUGCAUUGUCAAAGCUUUGACUGGUACCUGGAACAUGUUUUUCCAGAGUUGUACGUGCGUGGAUCAGGCCAAUACCUGGGCCAGGUACGCCACGUGUCGAGCGGUCUGUGUCUAACUACGAUUGGAAAAAACAUCGAGAUCCGUCGACUUCAUCUAGCACAAUGUUCCGUUGCGACUUACUGGGAAUCCACCAGGCAGCACCAGAUUAGAAAUGCAGAUGUCUGUUUAGAAGCCACGAGGGAAGACCAGCCACACCCAUUUGCCACUGAGUGUCUGGACUCCAAAGACCAACAAGAAUUUUCCUAUGGAAAGGAUGGAACUAUCCGUCUGUUGGACAGCGGCUCCUGUUUGACUGUUGACAAGAAGAUGACUCCGGAUUUCGUGCCGUGCACAUUCCACCCUUCACUUAUGUGGCACUGGCCCAAGAAUCAGUUCUUUCAAACCUCUAGGACAGUGGAGCUAUGAUGAAAUAUAUAUAUUAAACCUACUAUUCAUAAUUUAUUUAAUUAAUCUUCGGUUCCUAAACGUGUAUGAUUAAAUAUGAUAUUCUGCAUUAUUGUCGUGUUCAGAUAUUACAUAUUUUAAAUACGA